This is a messenger RNA of Callithrix jacchus (white-tufted-ear marmoset), 6301 nucleotides long. NCBI's taxonomy places the organism in Eukaryota, Metazoa, Chordata, Mammalia, Primates, Cebidae. The record is from RefSeq and is a predicted model, not a curated record.
ACAGGAAGUGGCGGCGGCGGCACGGCCGAGGGCGGAGGGCGGAGGGCGGCGGGAUGGGGGCCGGGGGCGGCGGGCGCCGCACUCGCUGAGGCCCCGACGCAGGGCCGGGCCGGGCCCAGGGCCCAGGAGCGCAGCGGCCGGAGCGGGGCCGCGGAGGCGACGCCGGGGACGCCCGCGCGAGGAGCAGGUGGCGGCUGCCGCAGGCUGGUCCAACUGGAAGCCCUGAGGACAGCUGCUCCCACUGGCUCUGCUGACCUUGUGCCUUGUCACCUUGCAGUGCGGUGGAUCACAAGCUCUUCCAUGGUCUAACGGAAACUGUCCCUUCCAUCGGCACCUGCCCUCCCGAUCCUUUCGCCAGCCCCCAGCGCCUGGAAGCCGCCGCAUCCUCCCAGUUCCUGCGAGAUGUCUGUUUUCAGUUUCUCACGCGGGACGGCCGUCCUGAGCGAGGGGCCGUGCACCCGCUCCUGAGCAGCGCCAUGGGCCUGCUGGCCUUCCUGAAGACCCAGUUCGUGCUGCACCUGCUGGUCGGCUUCGUCUUCGUGGUGAGCGGUCUGGUCAUCAACUUCGUCCAGCUGUGCACGCUGGCGCUCUGGCCGGUCAGCAAGCAGCUCUACCGCCGCCUCAACUGCCGCCUCGCCUACUCACUCUGGAGCCAGCUGGUCAUGCUGCUGGAGUGGUGGUCCUGCACCGAGUGCACGCUGUUCACAGACCAGGCCACAGUGGAGCGCUUCGGGAAGGAGCACGCAGUCAUCAUCCUCAACCACAACUUCGAGAUCGACUUCCUCUGUGGGUGGACCAUGUGUGAGCGCUACGGCGUGCUGGGGAGCUCCAAGGUCCUCGCUAAGAAGGAGCUGCUGUACGUGCCCCUCAUCGGCUGGACGUGGUACUUUCUGGAGAUCGUGUUCUGCAAGCGGAAGUGGGAGGAGGACCGGGACACAGUCAUCGAGGGGCUGAGGCGCCUGUCCGACUACCCUGAGUACAUGUGGUUUCUCCUGUACUGUGAGGGGACGCGCUUCACGGAGACCAAGCACCGUGUCAGCAUGGAGGUGGCCGCCGCCAAGGGGCUGCCUGUCCUCAAGUACCACCUGCUGCCGCGGACGAAGGGCUUCACCACCGCGGUCAAGUGCCUCCGGGGGACAGUCGCAGCUGUCUAUGACGUAACCCUGAACUUCAGAGGGAGGAAGAACCCGUCCCUGCUGGGCAUCCUCUACGGGAAGAAGUACGAGGCGGACAUGUGUGUGAGGAGAUUUCCUCUGGAAGAGAUCCCGCUGGACGAAAAGGAGGCGGCUCAGUGGCUUCAUAAACUGUACCAGGAGAAGGACGCACUCCAGGAGAUGUAUAAUCAGAAGGGCGUGUUUCCAGGGGAGCAGUUUAAGCCUGCCCGGAGGCCCUGGACCCUCCUCAACUUCCUCUCCUGGGCCACCAUUCUCCUGUCCCCCCUCUUCAGUUUUGUCUUGGGUGUCUUUGCCAGCGGAUCACCCCUCCUGAUCCUGACAUUCUUGGGGUUUGUGGGAGCAGCUUCCUUUGGAGUUCGCAGACUCAUAGGAGUGACUGAGAUAGAGAAAGGCUCCAGCUACGGAAACCAGGAGUUUAAGAAAAAGGAAUAAUUAAUGGCUGUGAUUGAACACACGGGACCUGAUGGUGGUAUCCGGUUAACUCAAAAACAGCAGCACGCAGAGUGGCGGGAAAAGACAAUUAGAAACUAUUUUUCUUAUUAACUGGUGACUAAUAUUAACAAAACUUGAGCCAAUAGUGAAGAAUCCAGAAGGCCUGCCAGAGGAAGAGUUCAGCCUCCCGCAGCUCGGGGUCCCAGCUUCUCCGAGCGUGCCGUGGGACGUGGGUCCCGGGCGGAGGGGCCUUCCGCGGACGCCGUCUCUCCAGAACUCCGCUUCCAAGAGGGAGCCUUCGGCUGCUUUCUCUCCUUAAACUUAGAUCAAAUUUUCUGUUUUGUAAUCAGUUAUUUUGGGAACUUAAUCUGGCCCUUCACCUCUUCUGCACCGCCCCAGACGCUGUCUCAUGAUGAAUUUCUGCUGUCCUUUUUGGAGUGGGUGGCCGGGUCCCAUCCCCGGGGGGCUCAUGUGGCUGCCCCGCUUGGCUCAGAACCUUGGCUCCCAGUGGGGACCCCGUGGGAGAGCGCCCGUAGUGAUAAGCACAUCGGCAGGUAUAUCAGGUGGAUUCCUCGAAGCCGGAGCCCUCACCGUGCCCUGUUGGGGGCUGGCUGAGGCGAAUGCCCCCCUUUCCUUUCUAGAGUGCUGUCUGCCCUCGCUCCUGUUUGAGCCUGUGUGUAAAUACCUACAUCUGUUUUUAAAGUGGAUGGACCCCUGAGAACUCAGUGAAAUGCAGAGUUCUCCCGAACCAGAAGCUCCUCCAUCCCUCUCAUGGCUGUCAAACCCUGGUCCCUCCACACUGGGUGCUGGGGAGGGAGGACCCUCGGGGCUACCGUGCGGCCCCCACCCCACAGAUCAGGAGCCAAGGAGGGAGGGCAGAGCAGUGUGUGGGACUCUGGAUGCUUUGGAAGCAGAGAGGGCACCGUCAGCCUCUGUGUUUUAAAGGUGGUUGGAGACUGUUAACACUGAGCUCAUUUGCUUCUAGAGAUUCUGUUUUUACUGGUUCAUCUCUUGGUGGUUUUCAGCUUCCUGCUGGAAACUAGAGGUGGGGCAUCCCCCAUCCCCAGCCUCGCACCGUGUCCUUGGGAAGGGCCUGCCCCCACCCAGGCAGGUGUCACUGGCCCGGCCACCCUUGAGCACCCAGCUCCUGGCCUCCGGGGUAUCUCUGAGCAUCCAGGCAGAGCAGAGGGCAGCGCUCAGCCGGUCAUGCUGGCUCCCUCCGCCUCUCAGAAGCCCCUGGCCCACGCCAAGUGAGGGAUGCUUCUCCCUCCAGGGUAUCCAGUGCCCGGUGUGGCUGGGCGGGGCAGUGCGGUGGGAGGAAAGCUCACCUCCAUUGUGGAGCCAUCAGCCCACCUGCAUUUGUCUUUCAGCUUGCUUGGUCUGUCGAACUCCCCUUACCUUUUUAGCAAGGGAAAAAAACAAACACGGGUGUUAUCACUGAUACGUUGUAACCAGCUUCUGAAUAGAGGUAGGUUGAGUUUUCUAGGGGAAAAAAGGAGAAAAGAGGCAUGAAGAAAAGUAAACCAAGAGCAUAAUUGGGCAUCAGCCCAAAGUGUCCUGGGGAGACUCGAGGUGAUGGCAGCGUUCUGUGAGACAGAGGCACUGCCGGCCCCGGGUCUCUCGGGCCACGUUCUCAGGGCGUGUGCACAGAACACCUCCUGUGCACACCUGCUCAGAGCACAGCUCCUCACGGGGGUGAAGGGGCAGACAGGGAAACUAGACAAGACGCCGUCGCUUCAGAAAUGGGCUUCCCUCCCUCUGAAAUCUCAUCCCUCCCGUCCUCCCGCUCGGGCAGCCGUGCCAUGAGUGGGACGUGCACGCCCCGGGUGAGCCCCCCAGAGACCCCGGCACCUUCCUCACCGCACGCUGCCCACCCGUCUCCGUGUGUGUCUAGGCCCACGUCACUCACUGACUCACUCACACCUAUGAAAUCUGAAAGGAAAAAAGCUGAAGGGUCCGACUGUGCACAGGCGUGACCUGGAAAAUGCAAAUGUAGAUCUUUUAUGAUUUAAUUCAUAGUUAUUUCCCAUAGGCGUUCCCUCCCUUUGAAAUUAAUAUAUAAUGUACAAAUUCUGCACUGAGUCAUGACAGAGCUGAAGCUCCUGGCUUAGAGUGGAGAUGGAGGCCCGGGCGCAGGGUUCAAACCUCACCUGAUUUCCUUCCGAUCUCCCGGCUUAGCUUGUGCUUCUCAACGCCAAGCCUUUAAGAGCAAUAAAACUACACCAUGAAUGUUUGGGUUUUUUUUUUUCCUUUCUUUUUUUUUUUUUUUUUUGGGAGGAGGGUGGAUUUUGCUUUUCAUCCAUUUCAGAAGGAAAAGGGGAGGAGAGCUCCUUUAUCUUUUUAAAUUAAAUUCAUAAAUCCCAGAAUAGUCUUUUUUUCUCUUUCCUUUAUACCCUCCUCCUGGGCUUCAUUCAUCGUGGCCGUUAUGUCCACAUUCAGGCUGAGCGCUCAGGCUGAAGCAGUUCUGUAACCACAGUCCCUGCUGGCCGUGUUCGGAUGCUGGGGGUGGCGCACGUUCUGGGCCUGGCAUCGCUGAUGCCCUCCACCCCAGGUCCUGGAGCCACACAGAGGACAGGAAGGGUGUUGCUGGCCUGUAGUUCCUAUUGCCCACCCAGAGCCAGGCACCCCACCAGAAGCCCCCAGCCAAGAGGGUCCAGGCCCGCCCCCUUGGCGUCUGGCAGGCCAAGCUCCCAGCCUGGGCCAUGGUCUCCUGGGGACGCCGCUGGCCUCACUCAGCUCAGGCCCGGGUGCCCGGUGUCACGGGGUCUCCUGCCCAUCUUCCUGAGGGCACCAUCGCUGUUGCCAUCCUUUCCCCCGUGCGAGACUGCUUGUCCAGUACUCGGUGACAGUGUGCCAGGUGCACACCCUAUUCGAGGUGCUUUCAGGCUCCCCUCCUCAGGAAGCGCAGAGUCUGAUGAAAAGAUGAGUGCUGAGCAAAUAAAUCACUAACAACACAGCAGUGGAAGCAGCACCUGCUUGUUUUAAAAAAGAAACAGGUCCUAUCAAAGAUGAAUUUUGAGUCUCUGCCUCGUCCAUCCCCCGACAUCCAUUCUGCGCACCGUGGCAUGAGAAUCUGUCCUCACAGUGUUCACCGAGGUAUGGCUGAGCAUUGACGUUGACGUGAAGGAGAAGCGGGGGUCGGACCCAGCUUUCUGUUUCGCUCACUUGCAAUUCAGUAGCUGUCCAGGCCACCCACACCUGUUGUGGCUGCCAGUUGGGGUCAGAUUUGGGGUGAAGAAAAAGUACCUUUCUGCAUGCCUUGUCUCUUCCUGAGACACUUAUGCAACAAGCCAAGUAUAACCUCUCCAGCCCUGCAGAUUUUCAUCUGACUUGUUCAGCCCCUCGCGUCGGUUCCCACAGCAGGGCUCUGGCCCACGGCUCACUGCAUGCAGCCCCUGGCGUGCCACACUAAUGCCCCAAGGCACGAUGUGCUUCUAAUCCUUCUGCACUGCACCAGGCUCAGGGUUCCAAUGGCCAGCCUGAAACGCCUGCCUGCCUUCUUUCUGGAAACAGCACGUCCCCAGCCGUGUGCCUGCUCCUUCCUCUACCGGGCUAGUCCCCAAACCAAAGGCAAGCCCCCUUGGCCCCUGGUGAUGGGGCUGAUGGGCCGGCCACACCCCUGACCCCGCCCAGGCUCUGCCACCUACGCCCUGCCGUGGGGCUGACCUGGGGUGUGCAGACCUCCGGCCCAUGUUCCUGCAUAUCCGGGCCAGGACGCAAAAACAGCUUUUGGGUAAAAGAUGUCACGCUGAUCUGCUGAGUGGGGUGGACACAUGAAUUCAGUUUGUUCACGAACACUUGCUGCUUGUAGCAUCCUUACAAACUGCUCGGGAAAUAGAAUGACAGAAACACUUAGGGAGCCCAGGAGGUCACCAGACACCUUGGCGUCAGGUGGCCCAGGCAAGAGCAGCGUCCGCUUUUCAAAGGUCAUGGAGUUGUCUGAAGAUAGCUUUGUAGUGACAGGUUCAGCUGGAGUUUCUUUUCCAUUUCUUAACUUUUUGUUGCACAAGUAUUUGGACAGAGGUCGAACUGUGAAUGACAUAAUGAAAUGCACUAAAUUGUAUUCAAUUAAACUGGAGUUACUUGAUACAAUGAAGAAAUGCUUCUGAUCUACUUGUAUUUAUUGUCUCAGAAUUGUACGUUGUGACAAUCAAAUGUUACUUGCCUAAAUGCCAGGAAAUUCGACUGGCUUCUUAAUCACAAAGCUUGCCAGCAAGUACUGUAACUGUAAAUGAAAAUCUCUCUGGAAAACCCCCACACACCAUUGACCUGACUGCACGUGGCAGCCAUUGGGUUCUUUUUCUAUGAUUGAAAAUCUGCCAUAGCUGACUGUUGGCCCGUUUCAAAGGGACCCGUUGUAUACAGGGUGCAAAUGUAUUAUAUGAUGCUUCCUUCUGUACACUUCAUUUCUACAAGUUUUGCUACUCACAAGCUUUAUGUAGUGGAGGAUGGAGGUAUUUUUGGUCUUCAGAAGCUUGUCGGGGGUGAGGGCUGCUAACUUAGACUUGAAAGGCCUGUGUCCCGAAGGCCUGGCUGUGUCUGCCGUGCUAUACGAGGACCUCUGUACACAAGCAGGCGCGCCUGUCCAAGCACGCGUAGCUCCUGCGUGGUGGUGUUUUCUACGUGACAUGCUGCUGGCAUCUGUUCAUUAAACUGCUUCUGUGAAAGAGAGGGAUAAAGUAUCCACACAGCGA